AGGCAGCCGGCGCGGGGGCGGAGCGCCUCGCGUCCCAGAAGAGCCAGACGAGCAUCCCACUCAGGUGAUGAGGAACCCUUCGCGCACCCAGCGCACAGCGCUGCUGCCGCUGGACGCCUCCAUUGUUUGACCACAACAAGGGCCGGAUUCUCACCCAGCAGGAUCCUAAGGCUUUUGUUGCCCUUCAGCCACUGUGGGCCCUGCCUCUGCCUCUUCUUCUGCAAUGUCUUGGGGGUUUUGGCUUCUGUCACUUGACCUGCAACUCCAAGAGACACAUCUGUCUGGAAGAUAAGAGCUCCUUCCUCAAGACCAGAAAAGGCGGCUGGAGUGAUACCUGUGUGGGGAGCCUUCACAAGGAAGGACUGGCGUACCUGGACCCGAGGAGCUGGCUUCCUGCGAGGGCUCCUGUCUGAUGCGCAGGAGGCAGAAUGUCACAGUGACUCUGCGAGGGGAGGCCCCAGGGGACCGAGAGCAGCACGCAGUGUCUCACCCUCUGCCACGAGGGGCGCUGUGCAGUCCUUUUCCUACAAGUGAGAAGUACCAGGCUGUUCUCCAAGAGGAAGAGUCCGGGGGCUUAGAAACGCAGAGGCUUGCACCUUGGGAGCCCCUUGGAAUGUUGACAACUCAGGAUCUAAAAGAAAGUGCUGUGUCAAUGAGUUACAGAGUUCAUGUGGACGUAAAUGUCACUUUAUAACCAAUAACAGUACUGAGUGAGGAACACUAUGCAGGAAGAAACCUUCCGUAGGAAGGCAGGCAGGGUGAAGCUGAGGCUGACCUUAAACCUACCGAGCAGAGCGAGCCUGGGAUAAGCGCCAACAUGGCCGAGUGAGAGACUCUGCACAGUAGCAGUCCUGUAGCUAGAGCAGUUGUAAGGAAGUUUUCCCCUCUAAAUCACGAUACCAAAUAGGAAAAAUGAUCUACAAGUGCCCCAUGUGUAGGGAAUUCUUCUCUGAGAGAGCAGAUCUUUUUAUGCAUCAGAAAGUCCACACUGCUGAGAAGCCCCACAAAUGCGACAAGUGUGAUAAGGGCUUCUUUCACAUAUCAGAGCUCCACAUUCACUGGAGGGACCACACAGGAGAGAAGGUCUAUAAGUGUGACGACUGCGGUAAGGAUUUUAGUACUACAACGAAACUUAACAGACAUAAGAAAAUCCACACGGUGGAGAAGCCCUAUAAAUGUUACGAGUGUGGCAAAGCCUUCAAUUGGAGCUCACAUCUUCAAAUUCACAUGAGAGUUCAUACAGGUGAGAAACCCUAUGUCUGUAGUGAGUGCGGAAGAGGCUUUAGCAAUAGUUCAAACCUUUGCAUGCAUCAGAGAGUCCACACCGGAGAGAAGCCCUUUAAAUGUGAAGAGUGUGGGAAGGCCUUCAGGCACACUUCCAGCCUCUGCAUGCAUCAAAGGGUGCACACAGGAGAGAAGCCCUACAAGUGUUACGAGUGUGGGAAGGCCUUCAGCCAGAGCUCGAGCCUCUGCAUCCACCAGAGGGUGCACACCGGCGAGAAGCCCUACAGGUGCUGUGGGUGUGGGAAGGCCUUCAGCCAGAGCUCCAGCCUCUGCAUCCACCAGAGGGUGCAUACCGGCGAGAAGCCUUUUAAAUGUGAUGAGUGUGGGAAGGCCUUCAGUCAGAGCACCAGCCUCUGCAUCCACCAGAGAGUGCACACAAAGGAGAGAAACCAUCUCAAAAUAUCAGUUAUAUAAAGUGUUUCGCUAAGAGUUAAAAAUCUUAAAACCCAUAAGUGCCACUAGGAAGGAAACCCUGUAAAUACCUACAUUGACCCAAGAAAUCUUUACAGCAAGCCCCAGCAGAACACUGUUUUCGAGGAGGCAUGUGUGAGCUUGAUUUUGGGGAUUCAGGCCAAGUGUGUUCCGCAGCUUGACUUUGAAGCUGGGGUCCCUCCGAGCACCUGCCCAGGACAGGCUGUGAGGCCCCAGGUGUGGACGUGCGUUUCCUGGGGUUCUGGCACGAUGCUCCAGUAGCUGAAAUACUACCCGGGAACCUGUGAUCACUGCCCAGCCUCCUGGGUCACCUACGCUUUCCCUAACAGUUGCCCCAGGUACACCCCCCACCCCCGUUUCGGGAGCUCAAGACCUUCCUUCUCUUGCCUCGAGCAUACUGGUGAACGCGUUUGGGAACGGCCAGCUCCCACUGAGUAGUGUCCUGGUAUUUCUGAGGUUAACACUUGAUCCAGCCUCUACAUGUCUGUCCAUAUAUCCCAUUAUUUCUGAACUCACAUUACCUGUGUGUUCUCAAAACACCCAUAGAUACCCACCCCUUCCUAGAUGGCAUUAAAUUCCAUUUUAGAUUUCAGGCGACUCAUAAUUUCCAUUCACUUUGCCUGUCAGAGAAAUUGGCAGACAUACAUGCCCUUGAACCUUCCUUGAACUCUUUUCUUAAUUUUGUGAAUUCUGCUAAUCACUGUGUCUCUGUUUAGUCAGACUUAAUUUUCUAGUGGCUACAUCACAUAUUUUUAACUUGAAUUUUUUUUUUUUUUUUUUUUUGGAAAUAGCUGAAUGUAAAUAGGGAGGAAGAAGCAAGCAAAGUUAGAACUUUUCUCCAUCCAGAAUCGCCCUCCUGGGCUCCUCUGGCGACGCGCGGGGCUCCUCCCCAGCUCGGGGAGGCCGUGGGAGGCAGGAGGCGUCGCUAACUAGUCUCUGUUUCUGUAAUUUUGGGCGAUGAGGUGUCGGAGUCCUCGACACCCCUUCACUGAGGAGGGUGUACCAGUUCCCGUUCAGGCGUGAGUGUUUCUGUUAGUCUCUCCUUUUCUUCAUCCAUUCAACACGUAGUGACGGAACGCCGCCUGCGUGCCGGGCGCUGCGCUGGGUGCUGGGAGCAGCGCGGAGGAAGACAGACAAGGGCCCUCCUCUCGUGGAGCUGCUUCUGCUGGAGGAGACGGAUGAUGAGCGAACAAUAACGUAGUCUGAGAUAGUGAUUAAGUGCUAUGAGGAACAUAAACUAGGGUGACGACUUAGCGCGGUGGGGGGUGGGGGCGGGGGGCGUUAGUAGCGGUCCGGGAGGCCUUCCGGGGGCGGCGGGCGCGGGCGCUGCGGGGCCGGGCGGGGGCGGCCCUGCCCGCGGGCGCGGAGCGGGAGUUCCGGCGGCCAGCCGAGCGUAGUGAGCAGUGGGGAGGGGGCGAGGUACUGAGCGGCUCAGUAUCCUGACAUUUUUAGGCCUUUUUUUUUCCGGCUAGAUUGAUGUUAAAAGCUCAUGUGGAGGAACUCAAGGAAUGUUUAGAAGACCAAAAGUCCCCAAUGACAAGAACAAAAAGCAACUAAUUUUUAACUUUGUUUCUCUUCUCAUUCCUGUUUUCAUUGAUUUCCCACAUGUAGUCCUUCUGCUCAGGAAGUCUUUGGGGAAAAUUAAGGCUCUUUGAGGCUCUAAAGUGGGUGAUCACGUUAGCAGUGUCUGUCCACUGUCUGAGAGGUUGGAAAAUGAACUACCCAAAAUAGUCAUCGAAGUACUAAAACGAAGUGUGAUUUUUCUCUUCAUAUUUGAAUUGAUUUUUUCUGUUGGACUGGAAGGGGUUUUUCUAUAACUAAAACCUCAACGCAUAAAGGGGGUUAAAAGGAGCACGUAACUUAGUGGGUGAGCCGCGAACUAGAGAUGGGGUCUGGGGGUGCGUUUGUUACUGUCUGAGGUUUAACCCAGACGUCUCAGCACACCUUUGGGGAGUCACUGCUCAUGCGGCUCCUCCUUUUUGCAAAGAGAGGGCUGGCUUAGUUAUUGGAUAAAGCCCCUUCCAGGCCUGAAUCCUCGACUAUGAUGUACUGUGGUGUCUUAACACUCUUUCAUGUCACAGCAGCGUGGAGCUUUAGAGAAAAGCCUAGACUUUUAGUUGAUAGAGAGCCAGCUGAAAUAUCACUGAUAGACUUUUAGUUUUAGGAAAAGUUGGUUUGAUUUCUAGCUUUGUUACUAUUAGGUAUGUGAGCUUGGGCAAAUCGCUUGAUCUCUGAGUCUAGUUUUCUCACGUACACAAUGAGGACAUUAGGCUAAAUGAUUUCCGAGUUUCCAGCUAGUCCUAGAGUUCUAUAUUUCUACAUAGUUGAAUUAUUUUAUCAUGCUGUUGCUGGGGAAUAUGACUAACACUUUUGAAGCUACUAAUUUUAUGUCGAGCUUUAAAGUCCAUAAUUGUUAUCUUCAGAAAAUAUUAUUUGACCUACAGUAUGUCCAAAUCAAUUUAAUAAAAUCACUUUAUAACAGGGUUCUGUGCUUGACAUACA
Molecule: messenger RNA, 4218 nt
Organism: Vicugna pacos (alpaca)
Lineage: Eukaryota; Metazoa; Chordata; Mammalia; Artiodactyla; Camelidae
Source: RefSeq, a predicted model, not a curated record